Striga asiatica is the source of this 864-nucleotide messenger RNA. The record is from the annotation of a GenBank genome assembly. NCBI's taxonomy places the organism in Eukaryota, Viridiplantae, Streptophyta, Magnoliopsida, Lamiales, Orobanchaceae.
AUGGAGACUCAGGCGGGUUUCAGCGUUGACAUGGGCACCGACGCCUCUACUCCGACCAUCCGCGCCACCGUGGUCCCGUCGAUGAUGUUGACGGAGAUAACAGCACAUCGUCUCAGUUUCAAGAAGAAAGUAAUAAUGAAGGAGCAACAGUCGACACUUCAUCCGAAUCUGAUGAAAAUGCUGAAAAACCCACGGCGCCGGUUGUUUUGUCGUCAAACCAUGAAUGUGAGGAAAAUUCAGGUGAAGCCACAGAUGAGCCCUUGUCUUCAGAUGAAAAAAAUAAUGUCCCCAUUUCAUCAAAAUCCGAUCUUGAUGAGGCAAAAUUGUGAUUUUUACCAAGAGUCAUGGGUGAGAGACGAGGGCUAUCCGCUUUACCAAGCGUGUUCUUGCCCGUACAUCGAUGAUGGUUUUGAAUAUAAAGCCGAAAGGCUACUAGCUGAAGCCACAUCUUUUGGUUCUCAGUUGGUUGUUUUCCCUGAAUCUUUUAUUGGUGGCUAUCCAUGUGGCUCCACAUUUGGUGUUUCUAUUGGAAACCGAAUAGCUAAGGGUAAAGAGGAGUUCCAUAAAUAUCAUGCUUCUGCCAUUGAUGUUCUUGGGCCCGACGUAGAUCGCUUGGCUGCUAUGGCUGGAAAGUAUAAGCAUAGGAAAGUCAUGCCAACAGCACUCGAGCGUAUAAGUUGGGGAUUUGGAGAUGGUUCGACAAUUCCAGUUUUGGAGACUUCUAUAGGGAAGAUCGGUGCUGCAAUUUGUUGGGAAAACAGAAUGCCACUUUUAAGGACAACAAUGUAUGCUAAAGGAGAGGCACUGGAGAGAGGCGACAUCAGGAAGCAGCUGAUCCCGCUCCUAAAACGAUUUAGCCUUUAA